AUCUCUCACCCACAAAACUCUAGCUCCAUCUUCUCUUCACCCUUUUGUACUUGUUUAGUUCACAUUGAUUAGUACUAUAUAUCUAUCUUGAAUAUCCAUUUUUGCCGAAUAUGGAGCGAGAAAUGGUGAAUAGAAAGAAAUUAGGGAGUGAAACAAUGGAAUUAGGUGAUCAAGAGAAAUGGGUGCAUGAUUCCUCUGUGGAUCAUAGAGGAAGGCUACCUCUCCGAGCUUCAACUGGCGUUUGGAAAGCAGCCCUCUUUAUCAUUACUAUUGAGUUUAGUGAGAGGAUGAGUUUCUUUGGACUUUCAACAAAUCUCAUCACAUACCUCACCAAAGUCAUUCAUCAGGACCUCAAAACAGCAGCAAAGAAUGUAAAUUACUGGUCAGGAGUGACCACAAUGAUGCCUCUAAUCGGAGGGUUCCUAGCCGAUUCAUACACCGGGCGGUUUCCUAUGAUCCUGAUUUCAUCAGCCAUCUACCUCAUGGGUUUAGGCCUCCUAGUAAUGUCCCGGUUCAUCCCAAGCCUAAAGCCAUGUGACAGCGACACGUGCCAAAAUCCGAGCAAGGUUCAUGAAGUGAUCUUCUUCCUCGCAAUGUACCUUAUCUCAACGGCAACUGGAGGCUACAAGCCUUGCUUGGAGAGCUUUGGGGCUGACCAGUUCGACGAAGAUCACCCGGAGGAAAGGAAAAAGAAGAUGUCUUUUUUUAACUGGUGGAACUUUUCUCUUUGCUGUGGACUGCUGCUAGGUGUGACACUGGUUGUUUAUGUGCAAGACUAUGUCAGCUGGGGCGUUGCAGAUCUCAUUCUGGCAAUAUUUAUGACCGUUACAAUUAUAAUCUUCUAUUUCGGAAGGCCCUUUUUCCGAUACAGGAUGUCCCAAGGCAGCCCCUUGACACCCGUGUUGCAGGUUUUGGUUGCAGCCAUAAAAAAGAGAAAGCUGCCUUACCCUUCCAGCCCUUCUUUGUUAUAUGAAGUUCCCGCCAAAUCAAAGAGUUCUCAAGGAAGGCUCCUAUGUCACACAAAUAACCUCAGGUUUCUUGACAAAGCUGCAAUAAUUGAAGGGAAUGAGCUUCUAUCAGCAGAGAAGACAUCAGAUCCAUGGAGACUAACAACGGUGACAAGAGUGGAGGAAUUAAAACUCCUCCUGAACAUGGUCCCAAUAUGGUUAAGUUCCUUAGCCUUCGGGACCUGCGUGGCACAAACCCCGACAUUCUUCAUAAAACAGAGCAGUACAAUGGAUCGAAAGAUUGGCGACCAUUUCGAGAUCCCACCAGCUACCAUCUACACUCUCACAGCCGUUGGACUGAUCGUCGCGGUCACUAUCUAUGACCGGGUCCUAGUUCCAGCGCUUAGGAGAGCCACAGGCAACGAAAGAGGCAUUACCAUACUGCAGAGGAUUGGUUUUGGCAUGAUAUUUUCAAUCCUGGCCAUGACUGUCGCGGCAUUGGUAGAGAGAAAGAGGCUAAGCGUUGCAGAAAAAGAGGUCAUACAAGGAGGGGAAACAGGUUCUGUGUCCAUGAGUGUGUUUUGGCUAGCGCCCCAAUUCAUGCUUCUUGGUGUUGGGGAUGCAUUCACUCUCGUUGGCUUGCAAGAGUACUUCUAUGACCAAGUUCCCGACGCAAUGAGGAGCUUGGGCAUAGCUUUCUAUCUGAGUGUGAUGGGUGUUGGGAAUUUCUUGAGCAGUUUUCUGAUAACUUUGGUGAAUCAUAUCACUGAGAAGGCCAAUGGGAGUAGUUGGUUUGGGAAGGACUUGAACACAAGCCGUAUCGAUAAUUUCUACUGGUUGUUGGCAGCCAUGAAUGGGUUGAACAUCUGUGUUUUCGUGUUCUUGGCAAGAAGGUAUUCUUACAAGAAUGUCCAGGGAAGUGCUGCCAAUGCCGAUUCCCGGGUAGGUGAUGGGACGGAAUCCAUGGCUUGAUGAAAUUCAGUAACUUCAUUGCAGGGUUGCAAAAUCAAUGGAAGAGAGGUUUGUAGGAGAUGCAAAUGAGAGUAGUUAAAUCUGAUCUGGAUUAAGACGUUCACACACGUAAUGGGAACUACUAUAUUCAGUUUCCGUCUUUCUUGCUCUCGUCUUUCUUUUGUGACACUCCGGAUGCUCUUUUUUAAUCAUCCAAGAAUUUCAAUAAAAUUGAUUUUAGGGAAA
Molecule: messenger RNA, 2144 nt
Organism: Cornus florida
Lineage: Eukaryota; Viridiplantae; Streptophyta; Magnoliopsida; Cornales; Cornaceae
Product: protein NRT1/ PTR FAMILY 5.6-like
Exons: 4
Coding region: 111-1919 (602 amino acids)
Biological process (GO): dipeptide transport; transmembrane transport
Cellular component (GO): membrane
Molecular function (GO): dipeptide transmembrane transporter activity; tripeptide transmembrane transporter activity
Source: RefSeq, a predicted model, not a curated record